Lachnellula hyalina is the source of this 1080-nucleotide messenger RNA. RefSeq names its product putative inactive reductase. Lineage: Eukaryota; Fungi; Ascomycota; Leotiomycetes; Helotiales; Lachnaceae. The transcript has a single exon. Gene Ontology annotation, molecular function: NADPH dehydrogenase activity; FMN binding. The annotation marks the transcript as partial. The record is from RefSeq and is a predicted model, not a curated record.
AUGUCAAAACUCUUCACCCCGCUCCAAAUCGGCAAUGUCACGGUCCAACACAGAAUCAUUAUGGCGCCCUUGACGCGCUACCGUGCCGACGACAACCACGCGCCCCUUCCUAUAGUCAAGGAAUAUUACGAACAACGUGCCUCGGUAUCCGGUACUUUGCUCAUCACCGAAGCAACUUUUGUGUCUCCCCGUGGUUCCGGAUUCGCUAAUGUACCAGGUAUCUGGCACGAUGCGCAAAUCGCCGCUUGGAAAGAAGUCACUGCCGCUGUGCACGCCAAAGGCUCAUUCAUUUACUGCCAGCUCUGGGCACUCGGCCGGGCUGCCCAUGUGGAGCAAUUGGAAUGCAUAGGCGAGAGACUGGUGAGCAGUUCGAAUAUACCACUGGAGGGUGCGCCCGUACCGGAAGCAUUAGUCGAGGAGGAGAUUUGGGCCUUUGUGAAUGACUUUAAAACCGCUGCCGAGAAUGCAAUUCACGCCGGCUUUGAUGGAGUCGAGAUCCACGCUGGCGGUGGCUAUCUAAUAGACCAAUUCACCCAGGAUAACGCCAAUAAGCGUACGGAUAAAUGGGGCGGGAGUGUCGAAAACAGAUCCAGGCUUGCUCUAGAGGUUGCAAAGGCCAUCGUUAGUGGUAUAGGUGCUGAGCGAACCGCAAUCCGAUUCGGCCCCUAUGCCACCUUCCAGGGCAUGAGGAUGGCAGACCCAGUGCCACAGUUCACUUAUUUGGCCACGCAGCUUAGAAACUUGAAGCUGGCCUACCUGCAUAUCAUGCUACCUAGGGUCCAGGCAAACUUUGACGUCGAGACGGAUGAGGACGUCGAUUUCAUGAUUCAGGCAUGGGCAAACACCAGUCCAGUAUUGCUAGCUGGUGGCUUCAACUCGGCAUUGGCGAAGAAGAUGGUUGAUGAAGAGUAUCCAGAUAGAGAUAUCGGAACUGCCUUUGGUCGCCCCUUUCUUGCAAACCCCGACCUACCAUUAAGAAUUCAGCAUGGUAUCCCUUUCAAUUCGUACAUUCGCGCUACAUUCUACACUCCUAAAUCGGAAGUAGGAUAUAUUGAUUAUCCGUUUAGUAAAGAGUUAAUU